GACCUCCGCAUCCAUCCGCAAUAUGAAGCUUCUUCAACGAAGAAUUGUCGAUAUUUCCCUACUAGACCAUGAACCUACCGGCCUGAAUCGCUCACCUCCAAUGCAGCUCCUCAAAACAGGGGCUUUUCUAAGGGCAGCUCGUUCCGCCAGACUCUCCAUUCCUAACCGAAGAGCUCCUCCGGCUACAACCUAUACUCCCUCACGAUGGUCGAGCUCCCAGGUUGCUACCGAAGAGCAUCAUCCCUUUCCUGAACAGUCCGUCAAUGCCUCUCGGGAAGUCGACCCCGCAAAAACUGCCGAGUUCAAGAAUGAUGGAGUGCAAAAGUCGGACACAAACACAAUAUCGUACAAACAACAGGCGACCAUCGCUGGAACACCUUACAUCGUCGACCAGACCACCAAUGUAACCAGUUCUAUCCUAGGCCUGGUUGGCCGCAAUCUCUAUGACCACCCCGACCACCCUAUCUGCAUCACCCGCAAGCUGAUCGAAUCAUGCUUUCCUCACCCCGAGUACAACCACUUCACCAUGUCCGACCCGGUCGUCACGGUCAAAGACAACUUCGACGUCCUGGGCUUCCCCGCCGACCACCCCGGCCGUUCACGAACCGAUACAUAUUACGUGAACUCAACACAUCUUCUGCGCACACACACCUCCGCACACCAGCACGCGGCCUUCCAGACCCUGGCCACAGAGAAACGCACAUCCGGCUAUACCAUCUGCGCCGAUGUCUACCGCCGCGAUAGCAUCGACCGUUCACACUUCCCAGUCUUUCACCAAAUGGAAGGUGCUCGUGUCUGGGGCCUUCCUCCCAAUGCUGAGAGCCGCUAUCACGCCCAAACUAUUCGUACCGCGAAAAUGGCCAAACAACUGGACGCCCUGCCCAAGACCAGUAUAGAAGUCGAAGACAAUGCCACGAGUUUCUCCCGCGACACUAACCCAAUGCAAUCCGAGCAUGACCCCGUCGAACUCCAACUCGUCGUGUCCCACCUGAAACGCAGCCUCGAGUACCUGAUGGAACAAAUCCACAAAGCUUCGCAGGAAUCGCUCGACCCUUCUGCACGCCAGGCCUCGGGUCCGCUGAAGGUGCGCUGGGUCGAGGCAUACUUCCCAUUCACAAGCCCCAGUUUCGAACUCGAGGUCCUCUGGAAUGGCGAGUGGCUGGAACUGCUCGGCUGUGGCGUCGUCCAGCAGCCUAUUCUCAACAACGCUGGUCUGAAGUACAGUAUCGGCUGGGCCUGGGGGUUGGGUAUCGAGCGCUUUGCCAUGUUGUUAUUCGGAAUCCCAGAUAUUCGCUUAUUCUGGUCGGAUGAUCGGCGCUUCCUGCGGCAAUUUUCGCGCGGCAAAGUCACGAAAUUCGAGCCGUUCAGCAAAUUCCCGCCUUGCUAUAAGGAUAUCGCAUUCUGGAUCAACCCCAGCCCCGGGGUUGCGAGUCCAAUCGGUGCAGAGGCGCCGAGUACUUCUGGCGUUGCUGCUGCGGCUGGAGGAGACGCAACGAAAGCCUCGCCUAGUGAGACGCAGCCUGCAGCGUUCCACGAGAAUGAUAUCAUGGAGGUCGUGCGUGAUAUCGCCGGUAGUCUCGCCGAGGAUGUCAAGCUCGUGGAUGAGUUUGUGCACCCGACUAGUGGGCGGAAGAGCUUGUGUUAUAGGAUCAACUAUCGCAGUUUGGAGAGGACUUUGACGAAUGAAGAGGUGAACGGGUUGCAUGAUGAGGUCGCGAGACGGAUGGCCAGCCAGUUUGGCGUCGAAUUGAGAUAAGCUGGCUUUCUCGCCCAACUUCCAUCUGGGCUGGCUUCCGUGCCGCAGGUGUCGCCGGCAUCUUGUCCUUUACAACGGGUAUGGGCGAGGAAUGAGCUUUUGUAUAUCAUCUGGGUUUAAUUCUAGGCGGCCUACUUGACGUUCGUUGGGAGCGCUUGUUUUGUUUUGCUUUCCUGGGUCCAGCAGAGGCAAGCAAAGCAAGCGGUCUCUCCUUCACUGCGGACGAGCGAGUUAGUCGGUCAAUUUACAAAAGCUUUGCGUUUUCGCCGUCUCUAACCCACAGAUGGGCGUUGGUAUUCCUGGCGAACCAUUGGCUUAUUGUGAUUAUUGUGGUAAUGUGAGUGAGUUGAAGAAGAGUGCAAGAUAGAGGGUGAAAUCUUUGGGAGGAUGUUGUUGUAGUUGUAGUGUAUCACGCACUAUCAUGUCCAUGUCAUAAUAUACCCUUCCUACUCAAUCAUCAUGCCAUAUACAAGCUAUACCAACC
Exophiala xenobiotica is the source of this 2240-nucleotide messenger RNA. Its product is annotated as phenylalanine-tRNA ligase. The transcript has 2 exons. Gene Ontology annotation, molecular function: tRNA binding; ATP binding; phenylalanine-tRNA ligase activity. Gene Ontology annotation, biological process: phenylalanyl-tRNA aminoacylation. Gene Ontology annotation, cellular component: mitochondrion; cytoplasm. NCBI's taxonomy places the organism in Eukaryota, Fungi, Ascomycota, Eurotiomycetes, Chaetothyriales, Herpotrichiellaceae. The record is from RefSeq and is a predicted model, not a curated record. The coding region runs from base 23 to 1756 and encodes 577 amino acids.